UCCGCGUCGGCGACGAUAAUAGUAAACCAUUUACUAAAAUUAUUGGCCAAUUCGGAAACACACACUUAGCUAUACACUCAGCAGCAUAUAAUAUUAUUAACGUUAAAUCCGUUUGACACCAGUCGGUUUUGUUUUUCGCCCUCGUCACGAUGGCACCCAAUGCCCACGAAUCAGAGCCUGUACGCGCUCCAGCCGCCGCCAAGCCCGACGUGCUGUCGGACGAGUUUGGCUUCCAACCCGAAGACAUCGUCAUCAGCGGUUUUUCCGGUCGGUUUCCCGAAUGCGACAGCAUCGACGAGAUGAGGCAGAAGCUGUACGCUGGCGUGGACAUGGUCACCGCGGAGCCCACAAGAUGGCCUACCGGUCUGUACGGUGCCAUCAUGAGAACUGGAAAAAUGAAGGACCUUACACAAUUCGACGCUGAAUUUUUCGGCUACCCUCCUGCUUUGGCUGAACGUAGUGAUCCGCAACAGAGAAUGCUGUUGGAAGUUGCUUACGAAGCAAUCGUCGAUGCAGGACUUCAUCCGAUGGCUUUGAAGGGCUCACGUACCGGUGUAAUCGUAGCUCUAUCAUCCAGUGAAACGUGCGAUUGGUGGUCCAAAGACCCAGAAAUCGUCAACGGGUAUGAAUAUUUGGGCACCUCCAGAACGAUGAGCGCUAAUCGCGUGUCCAACUACUUCGACCUCAAGGGACCUAGCUAUUCCAUCGACACGGCGUCUUCCACCAGUUUGAUCGCCCUCCACCAAGGCUUCAAGCUCGUUCAAGAUGGUGUUUGCGAAAACUGUAUCGUGGCCGGUGUCGAUCUUGUGUUGAACCCAACUGUAUCACUCAUGUUCCAAAAUUUGAACAUGUUGUCGCCCGGCGGCAAGUGCCGAUCGUUCGACGCUGAAGGUGAUGGAUAUGUGCGAUCAGAGGGCGUUGUUGCCGUGCUGUUACAAAGAGCCAAAAACGCGAAGCGCAUCUAUGCCAGUGUGUUGAACACCGGAAGUAACGCAGAUGGAUAUAAAGACGAGGGUAUUACAUUCCCUUCGCAAGAAAUGCAAAUUUCUCUGUUUACGAGAGUCCAAAAAGAGGUUGGCGUUAAAUCGACUGAUCUGGCUUUCAUGGAAGCUCACGGAUCUGCUACCAAGGUGGGCGACCGUCAAGAAGUUGGCGCGAUCGUUGAAGUGUUCUGUAAAGGAAGAACUGCUCCGCUUCUUAUAGGGGCUCUCAAGUCGAACAUGGGCCACGGUGAACCAGCCUCCGCCCUAUCUGCUGUCAUAAAAGUCCUCGUAGCCAUGGAAUGUAGACUUUUGCCACCCAACUUGCACUACAACAUUCCGAAUCCAGACAUCCCCGCUCUUGUAGACGGAAGAUUGACUGUCGUAGAAAACGUCGUUCCAUGGAACGGUGGUAUUGUUGCAGUCAACUCAUUCGGCGUAGGUGGCGCUAACGGACAUUGUCUGAUGAAAUCAUAUACCCAACAGAAGAAAGAACAGCAAGUGCUAGAAGAGGAAUUACCUAGAUUGGUGGCAGUAUCCGCCAGAAAUAAAAGCGCAAUAAACUACAUGAUAAGCCGAAUCGAUGAAAUGCCCAGAGACAAAGAGUUCUACGCCUUGUUGUACUCCGUACACAGUGAACACAUAUUUGGCCACAAAUAUAGAGGUUACAUUUUGUUUAACGGAAUGUACGACAAGACUCGUCAGAUCGCUGAGUUUGAUGGCCAAAAGAAACCAGUCGUUUUUGUUUUACCCGGCGUGGAGGCAUUCUGGGCUGAUGUGGGUAAUCAAUUAAAAGAUUUGCACGUGUUCAAUGAGUCGAUCACGCAGAGUGCGAAUUUAUUAAAACAAAAAGGGUACAAUUUACGUUCAGUGUUGAGAAAUACAGAUCUCGUAUCGAUAAGCGAUCCAUUUUUGUUCGUCGUGGCUACGACCGUUGUUCAAAUUGCUCUUUUGGACGUCCUAAAAAGUCUCGAAAUAACGCCCGAUUAUAUAGUCGGAGAAUCGUUCAGUGAACUGGCUGCCGCAUACGCAGAUGGUGUUUUGACAGCAGAAGAAGCAGUUUUAUCGGCCUACGCUAUUGGUAGUGUAUUGGUUGAAGCGAAAAUCCCCGCAUCUAAAAAUGGACCCGUGUUAUCUUCUCAGAACGUAUCAAAAAUAUCCAAACAAUUGCAGUCCGCUUUACAAUCCAUCAUCCCUAAACCAAAAGCCAUAUCGUCUCGAUGGGUUAGCGCUUCGCAGUCAUUAGGAAGCCAACCAGUGUCAUCGACAUACUUUGUCAAUAGCUUAUCUGCACAGUUAUCCGUUCAAGACUCGUUGGCAAAAUGUCCCGAAAAAUCAAUUUAUAUUCAAAUCCUCGACCAAAAACGAGCACAAAACUACAUUGCAAGUAAUUUACAUUCUGACGCCAAACACAUAAACCUGAUUACAGAUGCUAAAGAUAUGUACAAACAGCUGUUGUUGAGCGUAGGAAACUUGUUCAAUGUCGGUCUUCAACCACAAAUUGAACAUCUGUACCCGCCAGUGAAAUUCCCCGUGUCCGCACGUACCCCUAUGAUCCAAUCAUUAAUCGAAUGGGAUCAUUCUGUUAAAUGGGGCGUAGUUAAUUUCUGGGGCAAGCCAGUUUCUAAAGCCGGCCAAGUCACAUUAAACGUAGAUGUCAAUUCCAAUCAAUUCAGUUUUUUGAAGAACAAUAAAAUUGACGACUUAUUCAUUUUACCUUACGCUGGUUACCUGUCAUUAGUUUGGCAAGGUUUUGCUGAGUUGUUGUAUCAAGAUCAAAAUGAACUGCCAGUUGUGUUCAAGAAUGUGGAAUUCUUAAGAAAGACAGUCAUCCCAGAACAAGGUGUACUUAAGUUUGAUUUGAGCAUAUUAGCAUCUGGUGAAUUUGAACUCAAAGAAUCCGGUAAGAUUGUUGCUUCUGGUCAAAUUAGCACAUCGGCUACGAUUGAAAAAGAAUUAUCGAAAUUGGUUACGCCCAAAAACAAAAAACCUCAAUACUUACCGUUGGAUUCAUCUGAUGUUUAUAAAGAAUUGCGUUUGAAAGGUUACGAUUACAAAGGUCCAUUCAGAGGGAUCCAAAAAGUAGAUCACACAGGAUACUAUGUGAAUUUCGAUGGAAAUUGGUUAGCAUUUUUAGAAAAUCUAUUCCAAAUAUCAGUGUUGCAAUUAGAUAAUUAUAAUUUAUAUAUUCCGAAAUUCGUAAAAAAAGUAGUCAUCGAUCCUAUGAAACAACAAAUACAAACUGAAAAUAGCGACAAUGUUAUCCCAGCUAAUUAUUAUAAGUACGUUGACGUGAUUAAGGCCGGAAACGUUGAAGUCCGUGGAUUACAAUUAGAAGAGGUUCCAUUGAGAAACAAAGGACAAAAAGAUCCUAAUUUAGAGUUCUACACUUUCCAACCAUAUGUUUCUGAUACGCCAACAACAUAUGCUUUAGACACAUGUGUUCAAUUAGCUUUUGAAAACAGUGGAGGUGCUUUCAAGCUAAAAGUUGCUGAGGUAGGAACUGGUAGAAAACCAGAAUCGCUGUACGCAAAAUCCGUCAUUGAUGUGAUCAACACCGAACCAAUGCCAAGCGUGGAAGUAACUGUGUUCACCGACCAACCAGCUCCUGUCGCGGAGCAAUUUGAUGAAUUUGGUGUUCGAGCCGUAGAGAAGGAUGUAUACAGUCCGGAACCGAUCGAUUCUAACUGUCAUCUAGUAAUCGCCGUCGAUCAACUGAGUAACGCGGUGUUGGCGAAAAAUGCUGUCGACAGUUUAAAAGUUGGCGGUUGUGUACUGUUUGUUGAAAGCAAAAAACCAUCUGAACAACAACUCAACUCGACGGGAUUGGAAUUAGUAGCCAAUUUAAAAUCGAAAGAUAAUAAAACAUUCGUUCUCCUCCGAAAAAAUGUAAGCUGGUCCACACCGAUCGUGGUGAACUGCACUGGCAAUGACUUUGCUUGGAUUGAACCAUUUAAAUCGGCACUCCAACGGGCCGAACAAGAAUCCAAACAAGUGCUCUUAGUUAGUCAAGGAGUCAAGUACUCCGGAGUAUUAGGUUUUGUGAAUUGUAUUAGAUUGGAACAAAACGGAAACGCAUUGAGAUGUUUGUUCAUCGAAGACCCGAAAGCCCCGAAAUUUUCGUUGACUUCCGAUUUCUACCAGAAGCAAUUGAAAAAAGAUCUGCUCAUCAACGUUUACCGCGACGGUGUCUGGGGUAGCAACCGACAUUUCCUGUUGUCAGAAGAUUCCAACGAUGUGGUCGUACCAAAAGAAUACGCAUACAUAUCCACUAGAAAGGUUGGAGAUCUAUCAACACUAAGUUGGAUUGAAGGUCGCCUACAACAUUACAAACCCGAAGACUAUCCGGGACGAGAGCUGUGCACAGUGUACUAUGCACCGCUGAAUCACAUGGACGUGCUGUUCGCAGAACGUUCGUGGUUACCGUUCUUCAACACGGACACCGCCGACCAGGGUGCAUUUUUGGGCCGAGAGUUUGCCGGCCGCAACGCAAAGGGCCAAAGAGUGUUUGGACUGGUAUCCGGUAGCGCCCUCGCCACUCACGUGUUAGCCGACAGCUCGACUCUGUGGGAAGUUCCCGACAAGUGGACUCUCGAGCAAGCGUCUACGGUUUCCGUUGCGUACGUUUUGGCUUAUUAUGGACUGUUUAUACGUGGUAAACUUCAACCGAACGAAUCAGUGUACCUUAACUCUGGUACAAAUUACACGAUAUUAGCUGCUCUCAGUAUCUUAAAAGACAGCAACAUCAAAGUAUACGUCGGAGUAGACAACGAAUCUCAAAGAGCAUAUCUACAAAAAAUGUACCCGAAGAUCCAAGACAAUAUCGUCAACAGUAAAUUCGGCGAACAAGAGAUACUCGAAAAAACCAAUGGAAAAGGUGUGAAUUUAAUCUUCAACACGCUUGAAUCCACUCCAUUUAAAUUACAGAGUUUCAUCCACACUGUAGCGGAAAGUGGACGUAUCGUAGAGUUUGAAAAACAAAAGCAAGCAAUCGAAUCCAUCGGUGUUACCGGAAACUUGAAGAACAUUACCAUCAUAAAAAUGAACUUGAAGAGUUUAUUCCACGGAAAAUAUUCACUGGUCGAUAAACAAGAGCUCUAUAAACUCAUAGCAAAUGGAAUUAAAACCGGCGAAGUACAGCCAUUGCCCACGACAGUAUACUCUACUGAUAAAAGUUUAUUAGAAGCUUUCGACAAGACCGUAAGUUUCAACUAUUUCGGUAAAAUUGUAUUAAAAGUCCGUGAUGAAGAAUCGAAAAAAGUCGUCGUUCCAGCGCCCAAAAAAGUAUUGGCAGUGCCGAAAACAUUUGUUGACCCAGAAAAUACAUAUGUCGUAAUCGGUGGUCUAAGCGACUUUGGUCUACUAAUGGCCAACUUUUUGGUGACGAGAGGUGCGAAAAAAAUAGUAUUGGUGUCUAGCAGCGGAGUUCGUACCGGAUUCCAAUCGUUAUUCAUGCGUAGGUGGAAAGAAAAGUUCAUCGAGGUUGCCAUCAUUGAAUACGAUACGACUAAACCGGAAGAAACUGAAGCGCUGUUGAAGGAAGCCAACAUAAUGGGACCAGUCGCUGGAAUAUUCCACGUGGAUUCUGUGUUACACAGUGUUUCGGCUACAGAUCUGACCGCGACCGAUUUCCGCACAGCAUUCGACCAGAAAGCUGCGUCCGUCAAAAAUCUUGACACGGCCUCCCAAAAACUGUGUCCGAAACUCAAACAUUUCUUAGUCUGGUCCUCGGGAACUUCUGGACACGGUACAGCCGGCCAGGCCGAUCACGGUUACACUGACUCAGCGAUAGGAAAGAUAUCAGAAGCUCGACAAGCGGCGGGAUACCCAUCGACUGUCGUUGAAUGGGGAGCGAUUGGAGACGUUGGUCCGAUUUUGGAAUCGUUUGACGAUAACAAUGCGAUCGUAAACGGUACUUUGCCUCAGAGAAUCGCUUCAUGUCUGAAUGCGGUCGACAACUUCCUAAAUCAGCCACAUGCCGUGCUAUCGAGCUCGGUUCUCGUGGAAAAGAAGAUGGCUAACGUCGAGACUGUGUCCGUUGGGCCUGUCGACGCCGUCGCUAAAGUUUUAGGUAUCAAAGACGUCAAGAACGUUUUGGGUACAUCUACGCUGACCGAACUUGGUUUGGACUCGUUGUUGGGAACCGACAUCAAACAAGUGCUGGAACAAGACUUCAACAUCGAACUCAGCGCCAAAGAAAUCAGGGAACUGACAUUCGACGCAAUCAGAGAACUCCAGUUCAACUAGGGAUUCGACGGCAGAGUCUAAGACUAGUAUGUUGUUGCUGUGACUCGAAAACCGUGUUAUCUUGUCAUUUUUUGUGAUUGAUAAUGUACUAUUUAAUAGAUAAUAUAUAUAUAUGAUUGUUAUUAUUAUGCUGUAGAAUUUAGAAUAAAGUGAACUAAAAUAAAAAUAAAA
Rhopalosiphum maidis (corn leaf aphid) is the source of this 6398-nucleotide messenger RNA. Its product is annotated as fatty acid synthase-like. The transcript has 32 exons. Gene Ontology annotation, molecular function: oxidoreductase activity; phosphopantetheine binding; fatty acid synthase activity. Gene Ontology annotation, biological process: fatty acid biosynthetic process. The record is from RefSeq and is a predicted model, not a curated record. Bases 150 to 6227 code for a protein of 2025 amino acids. Lineage: Eukaryota; Metazoa; Arthropoda; Insecta; Hemiptera; Aphididae.